AUGUCAAGCAUCCGCGAAGUCCUGGAGGUGCAUCCGUUCGAGGAGCUCUGGCAGAGGUUCGUCCCCGGGAACGAUCCCUCCGACGACAUCACGAACAACUUCUACUAUCCACCCCUCCAUGAUGUGAUCGAGGAAUGGGAGGUGAACGUCGAGAUCGCCAAGAUCGCACGAUCCGUGUUCCAGACAGAAGCAUUGACUCGCGGGAGCUUAUCUCCCCGUAUGGUGGCAUUUGACACCUCGACGAUGUCUCGUGCUGACCGUAACGGCCGCACCCACCGUCCCAGUCUCUCCGUCUACUUCAGUACCCCACGCACCCGUAAGCUCUUGGCCAUCUAUGCGGAAGGCAAAGACGUGAGGGAAGAACAAGUCGGGGAAGAGGAAGAAGACAUUGGGAUGAAUUAUGAGAGGGGCGUGGGCGGCGAGGCCAGAGGUGAAGGUGAUGGCCAGUCGGAGGACUGUGGCGAAGAUGACUGUGGCGGCCACGACGCCGAAGACUCUGAAGUCGCCCGGGCACCCAAGGGAUACGCUGGCAGGACUUCAUACGCCGACAUCGUCAUCCCGCUGGAAGUCAAGAUCAACGCCGGUGACACUGCCUCUGGCGACAGUCCUGCUCAGUGUGGGAUCGAACGGGGGUCUCUGUACGAAAUCACGCAAUCGUAUGCCGAGAUGCUAGGACGACAGCACCGCACUUUCCUCCUCGCAGUCUACAUUCUCUGUAACGAGGCCCGACUCGUCGUCGUCGAUCGCCGAGCGUUCCUCAUCUCUACGCCAUUUCUCUGGGGUACACGCCAAAAUCCAAUGCUUCACCAUUUCUUCUGGCGCGUUGCGCACAUGUCCAAGGAGACUCUCGGCUUCGAUCCGUCCGUUGUUCCAGCGACCAGUGAAGACGAGAAGCGGCUACUCGCCUAUGCCAAGGCACUGCCGACUGCCGACCCCCGACACGCUCUACUCCGCCACCUUCUAUCCCGCAAUUCCAAGACGUCUGAGGUCAAUGCGCAAUGGCCCCUUCACCGCAUGACGAUGGGCGGCGAGACGUACCUCGUCGGGCGUCCGAUCAUUCAAACUUCUAUGCUCCUCGGGCCUGCUCCUCGUGUGUAUCACGCCUUCCGCAUCGACAAUUUUGAUGCAAGUGGCUCCAUCAAAGACUACUGGCGUCCUGACGUCGACAGCGUCGACUGCGAGCACAGCGUCUAUGAGCGGCUUCACGUCAAGAACGUCCCGCAUAUCCCGACGUGCGUCGGCGGCGAAGACGUCAGGGACACUCCAGGUGGGAUCCCGCAGCGCACUAUCAAAUCAUCUCAGGAGCACGUCGUACCUUACAUCCACUAUCGGCUUCUGCUGCAAGAGAUCGUCCAGCCCCUUCUGGACUUCGAAAACUUCUCGGAGUUGUCAGGAUUCAUGGCAGACGCCAUGACCGCACACCAACGCGCUUGGGAAGACGUAAAAGUACUCCAUCGUCAAAUCAGCCCAACGAGUAUUCUGAUCCUCUCUCGGCUCACAAAUGGGGUCGUUACCCGAGUCGCUCUUCUCGGUAACUGGGAACUUGGGAAAACCCCCGAGCAGAUCAACGACGCCACCAGACCCCGUCUGUAUGCGAUGGCGCCAUCCUGGUUCUUCCGGUCAGCUCUGUCUCUGAAGUAUCCCCGACACCGGCCGUAUAAACUAUCGGACGAUAUCGAGUCGUUCAUACACGUCCUCUACUACAUCGUUGUACGGUUCCACAAAACGGAUCUCACAUACGGUUCGUCCUCAUUCGACUAUCUGCGAAACAAAGUCGAAGCGGUUUUCGGCCAAUUCGGUUAUAUCGCAGACGACGAAGUCUACAACGGCGGGUUGGACAAGUUGGGCAACUUCCGACGACGGACAUCAUGGGUCAUAGUCCACGCCAACAAGACUCUGGACAAGAUGCUCAACGAGGUUGCUGAAAUCGGCUACAAGCAUUAUGCACGGAUCAGCUUAGACAACUACGAUGCGAUAUACGGUGGGCGGGCCGGCACGCCCGACUCCUCCUCCUCCUCCUCCUCUUCGCAGUCUUCUUUGGACCCACCCACGACGGCGACCAGUACAUACCUUAAGGAUGUCGCAGAGACGGGGUCGCUGGAGACCCACGAAAAUCUCAAGGAGGUCUUUGUGCGCUAUGGGGACAUCAAGAACUGGAAGGUCGGCGACGCGCUGGCGAAGAAGAAGACCAAAGACUUUUUCGAGGCGGCGCGGAUUGCGUAA
Epithele typhae is the source of this 2223-nucleotide messenger RNA. RefSeq lists its product as uncharacterized. The transcript has 4 exons. NCBI's taxonomy places the organism in Eukaryota, Fungi, Basidiomycota, Agaricomycetes, Polyporales, Epitheliaceae. Bases 1 to 2223 code for a protein of 740 amino acids. The record is from RefSeq and is a predicted model, not a curated record.